UAUGCGGACCCGUGGGGAUGACGGGACGCUUUCGGCGCUCCUCUGCCCACCGGACGGCUUGGCGUGUGUAAAUAAACGCGGAGCGUCGCUCGGCUAGCGUGCUAGGUCAUCGUUAGCUCGAGCUAGCCCUCGCGCGGUCACCUGCGCUGUCGAGAAGUUUUAAACAUGGCGUGGCUGCGGAGCUACUGCGAAGCCAACGCGUCCAUCUCCCAGACCUGGGCCGACGAAGGCAUCGCCCCCUGUUUCUACUUCACCCUGGUUCCCACCGUCUUGCUCACCAUCUCAAUCUUCCUCGGAACCCUCCACUGUAUGUUCUACAAGCACUAUGGCACCACGAUGGAACCCAAGUUCAUCCCACGCUCCCGUCUCUACGGCAUCCAGCAGGCCAUCUCUGUCCUUCUUAUGGUCCAGUUUCUGGGAGGAUUGGUGUGGCGGGCGUCCAGUGGGGGAGAACUGCCGGGCUACGCGGUGCUGUACGCGUGCUUCUCGGCAUCAGCCUGGGUCUGGGCCAUAGCCCUUCUCAGGAUUGAGAGACAUAGGGCCCUUGUGAUGGACCGCACAAGAGGCCAUAGCGCGGCGCUGCUGCUGUUCUGGGCUUUGGCAUUCUCUGCGGAGAACCUGGCUUUCGUGUCCUGGUACAGUCCUCACUGGUGGUGGGGGCUGGAGACUCAGCAACAACAGGUACAUUUUGCCCUGUGGCUGAUGCGCUACAUUGGAACCGGGAUGCUCUUCUUCGUUGGUCUGAAAGCUCCAGGGCUGCCGCGGAGACCAUACAUGCUGCUCAUCAACGAAGAUGAGCGGGAUGUAGAGCACGGGAGACAGCCCCUACUGGGUAGAGCAGCGGAGUCCCAGUCUACCUGGCAGGGUUUCAGGAAGAAGGUGUGGCUGCUGUUGCCCUACAUGUGGCCCCGGGGCAGCGUGUUCCUCCAGUUACUCGUGGUUCUCUGUCUGGCGCUGCUGGGCCUGGAGAGAGCCAUUAACGUCUUUGUGCCAAUUUACUACAAGAACAUAGUGAACGAUCUCACGGGUGGCAGCAGCUGGAACACCGUGGCCUCCACAGUGGGCAUCUAUGUCAUGCUCAAGUUCCUGCAGGGUGGCGGGGCAGGUGCAUCAGGCUUCGUCAGCAAUAUGCGCUCUUUCCUAUGGAUCCGGGUGCAGCAGUACACCAACCGCGUGGUCCAAGUACGCCUGUUCGCCCACCUACACUCCCUCUCCCUGCGUUGGCACUUGGGCCGCAAAACUGGCGACGUCCUGAGAAGCAUUGACCGCGGCACUUCCUCCAUUAAUAGCCUUCUCAGCUACAUUGUGUUCAGCAUCUUUCCAACCAUCGCUGACAUCGUCAUCUCCAUCAUCUAUUUCGUCACCUACUUCAACGCGUGGUUUGGCCUCAUUGUCUUCGUCUGCAUGGCCCUCUACCUCACUCUGACCAUCAUCAUCACCGAAUGGAGAACCAAGUACCGGCGUGACAUGAACACGCAGGACAACAACGCCAAGUCCAAGGCCGUGGACUCUCUGUUAAACUUUGAGACGGUGAAGUACUACAAUGCAGAAAAUUACGAGGUCAAUCGUUUUGAGGAUGCCAUCCUCAAAUACCAGUUGUCAGAGUGGAAAACCCAGGCUUCCCUGGCCUUCCUGAACCAAACCCAGAACUUGAUCAUUGGAUCAGGACUGCUUGCCGGCUCCCUGCUCUGUGCCUACUUUGUGACCGAGGGACGGUUUGAGGUUGGAGAUUUUGUCCUCUUUGGCACCUACAUCAUCCAACUCUACACUCCUCUUAACUGGUUUGGAACCUACUACAGAAUGAUUCAGAAUUCGUUCAUUGACAUGGAAAGCAUGUUCAAGCUAUUCGAGGAGGAAGAAGAGGUGCAGGAUGAUGUAAAUGCAGGCAACCUGCUUUACAAACAGGGAAAAGUGGAGUUUGAGAACGUCUACUUCAGCUACACUAAUGGAAAGGAGAUUCUGAGGGAUGUAUCGUUCACCGUGCUCCCAGGACAGACCGUUGCCCUGGUUGGCCAGUCAGGCUCCGGUAAGAGCACCAUCAUCCGACUGCUCUUCAGAUUUUACGACGUUCAGGGAGGCUGCAUUCGCAUCGAUGGCCAGGACAUAUCCAAGGUGAAGCAAACAUCCCUGCGAGCCCACAUCGGUGUGGUUCCCCAGGACACUGUGCUGUUCAAUGACAACAUCCGUGACAACAUUCGUUAUGGCCGCAUCUCCGCAACUGACCAAGAAGUGGAGGAGGCCGCCACAGCUGCCGACAUCCACGAUAAGAUCGUGGCCUUUCCUGAAGGUUAUGAUACCCAGGUGGGUGAGAGAGGUCUGAAGCUGAGCGGGGGGGAGAAGCAGAGGGUGGCCAUCGCCAGAACCAUCCUCAAAGCACCACAGAUCAUCCUAUUGGAUGAGGCUACAUCUGCACUUGACACGCAGACAGAACGCAACAUUCAGGCUUCGUUAGCCAAAAUCUGUGCCAAUCGCACUACAAUUGUUGUAGCGCACAGGUUGUCCACCAUCAUCGGUGCACACCAGAUUCUGGUUGUCAGUGAGGGACAGAUAGCUGAACAAGGACGGCAUGAGGAGUUGCUACUGAAGGGCGGUUUGUACGCAGACAUGUGGAUGAAGCAACAACAGGCCCAGGACUCGGAUGACGCUUCAGACACAGAGUCCAAAGACCUUAAGUCUGAAAAACUACAGCCACCAUCAACCUCUUCAGGCCACCAUCACCAUUGAAUGUAGUUGGUUUUGUUUGUUUGUUUUGUUUGUUUUUUCAAAACAAAGUGAGGGAGUGUUUUAUUCUCACACACACACAAGAACUCUGAAUUCAGACUCCAAAGCUAACAAAGUUGAUACUGCAGUUUGAUGUACAUGAAGGCAAGGUGCCUUUUUUAGAACACUGAAAUGCCAGAAACACUCUGAAAAUAUUUGUAUGCCUCAAAACACUUCAAUCUUUGCACAGUAAGGUAUCAGUUGUGAUCAUACUCAUAGUUAGGGGUGAUAAUUUUAAGCCUGUUUAUUAUUAUUAUUAUUUUCAUUUUAAAUAUUUGCUGAGGUUGAUCAUUUUGCAUUGCACUGGCCCUGGUCAAGUAUAAGUUGCAAUAUAUUAUCGCUUUUGAAAAACAGCAUAACAUCUGCAAUUAAGGCUGUUAGUCAAAGAAUGGGCCAUUUCCGUAGUAUUAUUAUUUUAAUAACUUGGACGUUCUUCAUAGAUUUUAUGGCAAGAGACAAAAUAAUUACAAGGAAUGGACAUUAGGUCAAUCUAAUGACCUCACUGCUGCGUGAAUUGUUUGUUUGAGAGUUGAUGAAUGUAUUUGUUCUAUUUAUGAUAUCAGGUAAAUUGUCAUUUUGAAUAGACAAAAGAUCGUCCAGGGCAUUACAAUUUCUCAGUUCUUCUGCUGUUUACUCAUUCGAGAAUGGCAAUCGGAGCAAUAAACAAGCAGUCAGUCAUUUUAUCAUGUUUAUUUUUUGUCAGUAAAGUGCCCUCGUAUUGAGGAUGUAAAGACACUUGAAACCUUUUGUGGAGGUUUAGUCUGUCAUAUCAAAAAUAUGAUUGGAUUUUAUUUUUAUUCAAAGCCUUUCUUUGAUAUUGUCUCUUAAAUGGGAGAGAGUUGUUUUAUUUAAAGUAAUGCUGUUUAAAGCCAUUGCAGUACCAUCUGUAUAUCUUGGAUUACCAAUAUGGUGUGGGAAUUGUGGAUGUUAUGAUUUUAUGUGUAUAUUGUGAAUAUUUUAUCAAGUAGCAGUGUCGAGAAAACAAAGGGAAGGGAAUCAGCGACUGAACAUUUUGAAAUCUCCUUCAGUCAAGAGAAAACUGUCAAAGUAAAAAAAAAAUCUUCCUCUUGGCUCAGUUUAAAGCCAUACCAUCUUACUGAAAAGCCUUUAUGGUAGUCGCACCCAUGUGAUCGCCCUGUCCCCCGUCCAUAAUUAUACAUCAGUUCUGCAUUAUGUUGUGAUGCUUGGAAUAAAAGG
Molecule: messenger RNA, 3957 nt
Organism: Lampris incognitus (smalleye Pacific opah)
Lineage: Eukaryota; Metazoa; Chordata; Actinopteri; Lampriformes; Lampridae
Gene: abcb6a
Product: ATP-binding cassette, sub-family B (MDR/TAP), member 6a
Exons: 20
Coding region: 166-2724 (852 amino acids)
Biological process (GO): heme transport; transmembrane transport
Cellular component (GO): membrane
Molecular function (GO): ATP hydrolysis activity; ABC-type heme transporter activity; ATP binding
Source: RefSeq, a predicted model, not a curated record